Penaeus monodon (black tiger shrimp) is the source of this 681-nucleotide messenger RNA. RefSeq lists its product as uncharacterized. The record is from RefSeq and is a predicted model, not a curated record. The transcript is spliced from 7 exons. NCBI's taxonomy places the organism in Eukaryota, Metazoa, Arthropoda, Malacostraca, Decapoda, Penaeidae. The coding region runs from base 1 to 681 and encodes 226 amino acids.
AUGGAUUAUAGCAAGAAUAUAGUUUUACCCUUUCGGGAUCUUCAUGGUGAAAACUGGAGGUAUUCUAAACCUCGGGGUGAAUUUACUGCCGUGGAGACUCCCUUGACACCACCACCAUCGCCGCAGUUGCCUUCGUCGCCACCAGGAUCCCCAUUCACGCCCUCGCCAACGCCUCCUAGUCCUCGCCUCUCACGCCCCCGAAAUCCUAUUCUCCAGCGCCUCCUCACUGUAGGAUCUCGACCGCCCAAUAACCGACUCGUUUCAUACCUGGGGAAUAAGGUCAACUCGCUACGUUUCGAAAGUGACGUCAUUGACCUUAAGGAUAUUAGGAUCUUUGGAGCAGUAACUAAGGUCCUUCGUAACUUAACUCUGCACCAGGUAUCGGAUCAUCCUGAACUCUACCACAUGGAUUAUAGCAAGAAUAUAGUUUUACCCUUUCGGGAUCUUCAUGGUGAAAACUGGAGGUAUUCUAAACCUCGGGGUGAAUUUACUGCCGUGGAGACUCCCUUGACACCACCACCAUCGCCGCAGUUGCCUUCGUCGCCACCAGGAUCCCCAUUCACGCCCUCGCCAACGCCUCCUAGUCCUCGCCUCUCACGCCCCCGAAAUCCUAUUCUCCAGCGCCUCCUCACUAAAUGUCUUACUGAAAGGAAGUCCAUAAUGGUUUCUCGGUUCUCGUAG